This is a messenger RNA of Harpegnathos saltator (Jerdon's jumping ant), 1126 nucleotides long. Its product is annotated as histone-lysine N-methyltransferase E(z)-like. The coding region runs from base 629 to 973 and encodes 114 amino acids. Gene Ontology annotation, cellular component: nucleus; ESC/E(Z) complex. Gene Ontology annotation, biological process: heterochromatin formation. Gene Ontology annotation, molecular function: chromatin binding; histone H3K27 methyltransferase activity; protein binding. The transcript has 6 exons. The record is from RefSeq and is a predicted model, not a curated record. Lineage: Eukaryota; Metazoa; Arthropoda; Insecta; Hymenoptera; Formicidae.
UAGUAUAUACGCAUAUACUAUUGCUUUUAACCAUCGGUUUAGCUUUAAACUCCGUUUAAAGCAAGUUAUGGAACUGGUCCUUAAAGAAUCGCAGGGGCGCUACGAGAGCGCUGAAGAGCAGCGAAUGCGAGCAAGCGAGAGAGAGUGAGAAAGAGGUGUUUAUUGACUUGUUGUCUAGAAAGUGAUUGAUUAAGAAGUAUGAUUAUUAACAAAAAUGAUUAUUAACAAAAACAUGCAAGGAAGUAUACGAAUUUGCGCAGAAAGAACAUUCUUGCUAUAGAAAGUCUCAAGGACUUCACACCGUCGCGAAAAAAGAAAAAAAGCAUCGGUUGUGGUCUAUGCAUUGCCGGAAAAUACAACUUAAGGACUCGGGUGCACAAUUUUGCACCUUGUGAUCAUCCCGGCCGUCAGUGUGAUAAUUCAUGCCCAUGUAUACAAGCAUAAAACUUCUGCGAGAAGUUUUAUCAGUGCAGCAGCGAAUGCCAGAACAGAUUUCCUGAGUGUAGGUGCAAGGCGCAAUGCAAUACUAAGCAAUGUCCUUGUUAUCUAGCUGUCAGAGAAUGUGAUCCGGAUCUUUGCCAAACGUAUAGUGCAGAUUAUUUUCAAAUCAAUUCUAAAUCUUGCAAAAAUGUCAGCGUGCAACGUGGUCUUUUUUGAAAGAUCAGCAGCGAAGAAUGAAUUCAUCUCGGAAUAUUGCGGCGAAAUUAUCAGUCAAGACGAAGCUGACAGGAAGGGAAAAGUAUAUGAUAAAUAUAUAUGUAGUUUCCUUUUUAAUCUUAACAAUGAUUUUGUUGUAGACGCGAUACGGAAAGGGAAUAAAAUAAAGUUCGCUAAUCACUCGAUAAAUCCAAAUUGUUAUGUGAAAGUAAUGAUGGUGAACGGUGAUCAUAGAAUAAGUAUUUUUGCUAAGAGAGCGAUUCAACCUGCUGAAGAAUUAUUUUUUGACUAUAGAUAUAGACCACGGAACAAUUAAAAUUCGUCGGUAUCGAGCGAGAAAUGGAGUUUCUCUAAUAUAUGUAUAUACAGGGUGUUUGAUAGCUGAUCAUGCAGACGAAAGUUGGAGAUAGAUUGGGUGUAGCCGAGAAGAAAAGUCAUGUACCAUAAUGUCAAAUUGCCAAUAGUUAUC